This is a messenger RNA of Ooceraea biroi (clonal raider ant), 16304 nucleotides long. It is a transcript of the gene PMCA, whose product is annotated as plasma membrane calcium-transporting ATPase 3. Lineage: Eukaryota; Metazoa; Arthropoda; Insecta; Hymenoptera; Formicidae. Gene Ontology annotation, cellular component: plasma membrane; intracellular membrane-bounded organelle. The record is from RefSeq and is a predicted model, not a curated record. Gene Ontology annotation, molecular function: P-type calcium transporter activity; ATP binding; ATP hydrolysis activity. Gene Ontology annotation, biological process: regulation of cytosolic calcium ion concentration; calcium ion transmembrane transport.
GACACCGUGCACGAACUUGCACCCGAUUUCGGACAGGCCAAGGCCCCCAGCCCCUCCCCGUCUUACACACUCUUCUAUCCGCGUUUCUUCUUUCUCUCUCUCUCUCUCUUUCUCUUUCUCUCUUCUUCUCCCUUUUCUUUCUUUCUGUUCUUUCCCGUCUGUCUAUUUCUCUAUAGUUUUCCCUUCUUCUCGAUUAUUCUCCCCGCCUGUGUUUCUCUCUCUCUCUGCGUUUCUUCCUUUUUUCUCUCUCCGCCGUUUACUUUCGCGCACGCGGCGACGCACACGCGUAACCACCCCGCAUACGAAGGCGCGUGCAGACGCGAAGGUAGAGAGAGAGAAAGAUAGAGCCGGAGUCGUUCGUCCUUGUCGCGGCGGUGGUGCACACACACACGUACACGCGUCUACGUACGUGUACGCAGAGGUGCGCGCGCACGACCGACGGCCAGCGGAGCAGCAGGCGACGGAUAGACCAGCGGGGAAAGCGAAGUACGGUAAACCCCGGGGUACGAUCGUCGCGCUCGUCCUCUUCCUCGUCGGCUCUGCUUGUGCCGGUUGUCAAUUGUCGUCGAUGCGCGGAUGCCGCGUCGCGGUUCGCCGCCGGUCGCCGCCAGCGAUAACGCGCGCUACUGCCGUCGGCACCAGGUAGCGGUCGGCGCUGUGGCUCUACCCGUACGAAAAGGGGCAGAAAGGAGAAAAAGCCGCCCCGCACCGUCUCCGACCGCCGCCGCCGCCGGCGCAGUCGAUACCACCGGAGGGUGGGAGAAAGGGUCGACGGGACCACGAGGAGCUGAAGUGCGCCGCGAGCGCGACAGUCCCGCGCUCUCGGUACGACGACAGUGGUGGCACCCCCGGGUGGCAGAAGGUGAAGAAGGCGGGCGAGGAGCACCGCGCGGAGUGGUAUUAAGCGGCAGCACAGCGGCCCGAUGAAGCGGCGUAUGUGACAUCGGGUUUUCCUCUCUCUUGCCACCGUCGAGGAAGAAGAGACACCUCGCAGACAUCUUGCUGCCACCGUCCACGCCGUUGGUCCUCCAUUCGCUUGGAGGCCAGUGGAGCAGCGACGACGCCAGAGAAUAAUACGAGCUGUGGUAGCCUUGCGGAAACGUAACAGUAGUUGGCUUCGGCCAACGGAGGCGACAGAGAUAUCAUGGCGACGAUAGACGGCCGGCCGGCCCAAUAUGGUGUCACGCUUAAGCAACUCCGCGAGCUCAUGGAGCUCCGGGGGCGCGAAGGUGUCAACAAAAUCAAUAGCUACGGUGGUGUGCAGGAGAUUUGUAAAAAGCUAUAUACUUCACCCAGUGAAGGUCUCAGUGGGUCAGUAGCGGACAUACAACAUAGGCGAGAUACUUUUGGUUCCAAUAUGAUACCUCCAAAACCACCGAAAACAUUUUUACAGUUAGUAUGGGAAGCGUUGCAAGACGUCACGUUAAUCAUCCUAGAAGUAGCAGCAUUGGUUUCAUUAGGUCUUAGCUUUUAUCAUCCAGCUGAUGAUAAAGAAAAACCUUUAGUAGAUGAGGACGAAGCGAAGUAUGGUUGGAUUGAAGGACUCGCUAUAUUGAUUUCUGUAAUUGUGGUAGUCUUAGUGACGGCGUUUAAUGACUAUUCCAAGGAGAGGCAGUUUAGGGGUCUUCAAAGUCGGAUAGAAGGAGAGCACAAGUUCUCAGUUAUUCGGCAAGGAGAAGUGAAACAAAUCUCCGUGUCUGACAUUGUCGUUGGCGAUAUCUGUCAGAUAAAAUAUGGAGACCUGUUGCCUGCAGACGGUAUUCUUAUACAAAGCAACGAUCUCAAAGUGGAUGAAUCCAGUUUGACUGGAGAAUCAGAUCAUGUAAAGAAAGGGGAAAUGUUCGAUCCUAUGGUACUUUCAGGUACGCACGUGAUGGAGGGUUCCGGGAAAAUGUUAGUUACUGCAGUAGGUGUUAACUCCCAGGCGGGUAUUAUUUUUACUCUGCUGGGCGCUGCUGUUGAUGAACGCGAGCAGGCAAUCAAGAAAAUGAAGAAAGAGGCUAAAAAGCAGCGGAAGAAGAAGUCAUUACCAGGAGAAGAGACGGUAGAGAUUACCGGGAACAGUCAUGUCACCGGAGGCGGCGGCGGCGGCGGCGGUGGCGGCGGCGGUGGCGGUGGCGGUGGCGGCGGCGGCGGCGGCGGCGGCGGCGGCGGUGGUAAGCACGAGGGUGGCGAGAACCAUCACACGUCCGCACCCCCGAGCGCCGCGGAGAGUGGCAAGAAGGAGAAGAGUGUUCUGCAAGCCAAGCUAACUAAACUCGCCAUACAGAUCGGUUAUGCCGGCUCGACCAUCGCGGUACUUACUGUCGUCAUUCUAGUCAUACAGUUCUGUGUGACGACCUUCGUCAUCCAGGCCAAGCCGUGGCGAAACACGUACGCCGGUGAUCUGGUACGACAUCUGAUCAUCGGUGUCACGGUGCUCGUAGUCGCUGUACCCGAGGGUCUUCCUCUAGCCGUCACCCUGUCGCUCGCUUACUCCGUCAAGAAAAUGAUGAAGGACAACAAUCUGGUGCGCCACUUGGAUGCCUGCGAAACGAUGGGUAACGCCACCGCCAUUUGCUCGGACAAGACCGGCACCCUGACUACAAACCGCAUGACCGUAGUACAAUCGUACAUAUGCGAGAAGAUGAGCAAGACGACGCCGAACUUUUCGGACAUACCGAGCCAUAUCGGCGAGCUGAUUAUACAGGCCAUCUCCAUCAAUUCGGCGUACACGUCGCGAAUAAUGGAGUCGCAGGACCCUACCGAAUUGCCGAUGCAGGUCGGCAACAAAACCGAAUGUGCCUUACUUGGAUUCGUGUUAGCCCUGGGCAAGAAAUAUCAAACCGUGCGGGAUGACUACCCUGAGGAAACCUUUACGCGGGUGUAUACGUUUAAUAGCGUAAGAAAGAGCAUGUCCACCGUUAUUCCCAGGAAAGGUGGUGGAUACAGGCUCUUUACCAAGGGCGCUUCCGAGAUGAUCAUGAAGAAAUGUGCCUUUAUAUAUGGUCGCGAAGGUCAUCUGGAGACGUUUACCAGAGACAUGCAAGAGCGUCUGGUAAAAAACGUGAUCGAACCCAUGGCAUGCAACGGGCUGCGCACCAUCUCCAUCGCUUAUCGCGACUUUGUUCCUGGCAAGGCGGAGAUCAAUCAAGUUCACAUCGACAACGAGCCCAACUGGGACGACGAGGAUAAUCUAGUGAACAACCUCACCUGCCUGUGCAUCGUUGGUAUCGAGGAUCCGGUACGUGCCGAGGUACCGGACGCGAUCAGGAAAUGCCAAAAGGCCGGUAUCACCGUGCGCAUGGUGACGGGUGACAAUAUUAACACCGCGCGAUCCAUCGCGCUGAAAUGCGGCAUUCUGAAGCCGAGUGAGGACUUCCUCAUCCUGGAGGGCAAGGAGUUCAACCGUAGAGUCAGAGACAGCAACGGCGAGGUGCAGCAGCACCUGCUAGACAAAGUGUGGCCGAAACUGCGAGUAUUGGCCAGGUCGUCGCCCACCGACAAGUACACUUUAGUGAAGGGCAUUAUCGACAGCAAGGCGUCCGAAAGCCGCGAAGUCGUUGCAGUGACUGGCGAUGGCACGAACGACGGGCCGGCGUUGAAGAAAGCCGAUGUUGGUUUUGCGAUGGGGAUUGCUGGCACUGACGUCGCCAAGGAGGCGUCCGACAUUAUACUAACGGACGACAACUUCUCGUCGAUUGUGAAAGCGGUGAUGUGGGGCAGAAACGUCUACGACAGCAUCGCCAAGUUCCUGCAGUUCCAGCUAACCGUCAACGUAGUCGCCGUGAUUGUCGCCUUCAUCGGUGCUUGUGCCGUGCAGGACUCACCGCUCAAGGCAGUGCAGAUGUUGUGGGUAAACCUAAUCAUGGACACGUUAGCGUCCCUCGCCUUGGCCACCGAAUUGCCUACGCCCGAUCUACUCCUACGUAGACCAUACGGUCGCACAAAACCACUCAUUUCCAGGACAAUGAUGAAAAAUAUUCUCGGUCAGGCCUUUUAUCAGUUGACCAUAAUUUUCGCGCUUCUCUUCGCCGGUGACAUGAUGUUCGACAUCGACACAGGCCGCGGAGUGGCGGCGAAGGGGGGCGGGCCCACGCAACACUUCACCGUCAUCUUCAAUACGUUCGUCAUGAUGACUCUCUUCAACGAAUUCAAUGCCAGGAAAAUUCACGGUCAACGCAAUGUCUUCCAGGGAAUAACCACCAACCCCAUCUUCUAUUCGAUUUGGAUCGGCACGUGUUUCUCGCAAGUGAUCAUCAUACAAUACGGUAGAAUGGCAUUCAGCACCAAAGCGCUCACGUUAGACCAGUGGUUGUGGUGCCUGUUCUUCGGAUUCGGUACGCUAAUAUGGGGCCAAAUAGUUACGACUAUUCCUACACGCCGAAUUCCCAAAAUUCUUUCAUGGGGCCGCGGCCAGCCGGAUGAUAUCGGCGCGAUCAAUCUAGGAGAUGAGAAAUUCGACCCCGACUCGGAUAAAAAGCCGCGCGCAGGACAAAUUCUAUGGAUCCGUGGUCUUACACGGCUACAGACACAGAAAGAAACCCAACAAGACCACCGGAUUCAGCAGGUUCGGAUGGCAAGACCACAUGAGUCAUAUACGGUCCUUUUAACGUUAACUUUUAGGACUCUUUCUUUUUUUCAUCUUCUUUAUUUUCUACUUUUUACUUAUUUUCUUCUUAAACAGCGCACGCGACCAUUCGGCGUUUAUAUCUACGUCGAACAUGCGCGUGUGCCCAAUUAUACUAAUUAUAUUAUUAUCGUAUAUAUAUAUAUAGUAUAUCACCACUGUACAAAAAUUUAAUUAACUCAAAUUCACUACUAUUAUAUUAUUCUUAUUAUCAUAUACUACUAAUAUAUAUAUAUAUAUAUAUAUUAUAUAUAUAUUAUUAUUAUUACUACUACAACUACGACGAUGACAACAACAACAACAACAACAACAAUGAGCUGUUUCUGUUUUGACGUUACCUUGGUUUGCAUUUUCAUUUGAGUUCUACGGUAACCGUGCGAAGGAGCCGCGUUUUUCGUGUAUUUUUCCACCAUUUUCCUACCGCGAUCGAUCCAUAACAUCGACGAUGAUCGUGGGUAAUAAAAAACCGUGCUUCGACAACGAUUAAAAGGAUCUAAAUCGGUAUGUGGGCUGAUCAGUAUGUGGUUAAAGAGAUGAGAUAAUCUUGAGAGAGCGCGCGGAUGACGAUCGCUGAGGAGAGAGCGAAAAAUUCUCGCGAGGCACGAGAACGAUGUGUUACUCUCUCUCUCUCUCUCUCUCUUUCAGGGAUCUGGAUUACCUGACGUGUCUCUCUCUUUCUCUCUCUCCACUAAUUAGGUAUUAUAUGUGCACAGGUAUACAUGUACAAAUACAUAUACAUAUAUAUAGACAGGCAAAUUCUGCGCGUUAUUCUUCGUCAAUAAGAAGAAGAGAUUAGGUCCAAUCUGUAAAAUCAUCCUCUCAGAUAGGGAAAAUCUGCGGGACACGAUCGACCGGCCGAUCAGCCGCGCAAUAAAAAGUGCGAAGACGACCGAACGGAGAGAAACGACACAAGACGGUAACGCGAUAACGUUUCACCUGGACGACUCGACUAGCGUCGCUGAUCGCGCUUGCACGACUCUUCGACGAGAACGACGCACCGAUAGGCCGACGCACAUAGAGGACCUGUCGUAGUAGACUCACAGAUUUAUUGCUUGCUCUCUGCCCGUAUCUCCCCCGUACGCCGGAGAUGUAGGAGAGACAGUUGGUAGAGCAAUUGGGACCAAGUCUCAUUUACCACGGAGGUUUGUACGGGAAAUCAGCUGUGAUCAAAAUGUACGCAUAAAUGUGGACUAUUCUGAAAAAGAUAAAGAAUAAGAAUAAUUAUUUUUAUUUUAUUACUCUUCUUAAGAAGUUGAAAAGAAUUGCGCUGUUUUCGUCGGAAUACCCGAACGUAGAUUAAAAUAAGAUGUAAUUCUACGAACGAUUCAGAGGCUAUUUUGAUCUACUUUGUGAUUGAUUUCUCUUGCAAGUCGGACGGUAAAAUCAUCGCUUUGCCCCAAUUUCGCAGAUCACACGAUACUGACUCUCCCUCAGCUCUUAGAGAAGAUCGCGAGUGUCGUGACCAAUGCGUAGGGAGAAUCAACAGCAUCACGGUUUCUGAUUAAGACGAGUUUCGUCGAGAGUAUUACUGGUAUUACCUGUGUCGACGAGCUUUCGACCUGAGCACGUAUUAUAUACGUACGUAUAUGUAUAGUAUAUGAUAUAUAUACUACAUAUAUACACGUUCAUCCCGUACAGCUUGCAUCCACGUAGCUCUCCACAGACAGCCAGAACCAACUUAGCAGUGGUCCACGCAGUCCUCAGCCAAUCUUUCUCUCUCUUUCUCUCUCUGUCUCUUUCUCUUAUUCUCUCAUUCACUUUCUCUCUAUUUGUCUCUCUCUUCCCCAAUCUAACACCUUGCUCUACACCCAGUCCCCGAGAUUACAUGUCAGACGCUUUCAACGAUUUUCCCGAAACCCCAAAGUGUGUGCACCACUCUUCCCCGAGUCAGUCAUUUACGUUUCGCCGAUCGACGAACUCGGCUGUUCUUCACCGGAGAGAUUUGCUCUUCCGGAUUGUCGUAUAUUGUCUGUGAAGUACCGUUCUAGAUUUCCGAGCGACGUUAAACAAGAUAAUGUUAAAGCAACUUACGUACGUACAGCACGGUUCAACUUUCUUCGCUGAAACUUUGUCACUCCUCUUUUACGGAUGUCUUUACACAUUUGCUCAUUCACUGUUAAACGAGCGACUCUUACGUAACGUGAUAUUCGCGCGCGGAAACUCGUGUAAGUAGGUACUCCUCUCCUUGUACGUAAUGGUAUAUAAAUCCGCUUCUUACGAAACUCGUAAUUAGUCGACGAAACACUUUUAUUGUCACAAGAUCGACGCGUAAAAGAUUCAUCUACUAGCUAUUGUCCUUAGCGCGGCCUUAGCUGCUGCCGCUAUUCUUAUCGAUUUCACGUUGAAGCGGAAGACUCUACUGUCGCGAUUUAAAGUAGACGAUGCCGAAUGACAGUGCAUUUGUACGGAUCACGUUUCCUCUCGUUAAUGUCAAAUUGUGUAUCACAAAUUGUGUGUAUAUAAUAUUCAUAAAUGUACAUUUAUCAAGUCAUUUAAAAAAUCUUUGCGUAAUAUUCUGUAAGCUCUUUUACGAAAAUAAGUAUUUAAAAAUGUGAGAUUGAUUGAUUGUUCCACGAAUGAUACACGACUUGUUAAAAAAACGUGAUAAACUUUAAAUUCAUAUUUUCAAUGCGUAAAAAUACGCAAAGAUUUCUACGAUGACGUAACAUUUUGCACAACUAACUUCUUACAAUGAUCGCAAAUUCGGCACGUUGUUGCGAGACAGUUCCUUACGACGAGGAGAGAAAUUCAUUGUACCCUCAUGUUUGUACUUUCUCAUUGAGAAAUUCAUUGAUGUCAAUCGGCGAUCGUGCUCUAUGCGACGUUUAGCGCUCCUGGAUUAAUGUUAUUGCGAUCCGUUUCUCGUCGAAGAAUCCCUAAAACACCCGAUAACACUCUAUACGAUGAUUGCGCAGCGUAUUUUGCAGUAAUGUCAAAUAUCUGUCUAUCACUUUGCCUAUCAAUGUAGCGGCACGGACUGCAGCGUGACAAAAGAGAACGACACCGCGUUUGUCCGUUGCAGCUGCAUUGCAGCCGCGGUCACGGUGUGAUAAAUCUGAAAGCGAACGCACGAGUUGCACACAGCGUUGCGUACGACAGAUUCUAGUCCAGCUAGGAUUCGCGACGACACGUAUAUAUUAUUUCCUUUCUCUCUCUUUCUCUCUCUUUCUCUCUGUCUAUCGACCAAUUUUUUCUACUCUACAGCUACACUUCGUACUCUCUAUUAUUCACUUUGUAUUCUCUUUCCCUUUUUUCUCUGUAACUUUGUCUGUGUAUCGCACAGCCGUCGGUCGACUAAGUGUCCGGUCAGAGUCACGAGAAGCACACGUUUUCACGUUAAAAAGCUUAAACGAACUUGAAAGGAAAAAAAUUGAACAAACAGACAAUUAAGAAAGACAGAAACGAGAUGAAACAAGAAAAGAAAAUACAACACACGAAAUGUCACGUGAAGCUAAUGAUGUAAAACUGGAUGUGUCACCUACUUUCAGACGAGCAAUAGAACUCUGGUGCAGAAUGUAUCUGUGACAGGCAGAUCCCCUUCACAGGAUUACUACAUGGUUAGUCCGCAAGUCCACUAUCAUCCGCAAGUUUGAUCAUUGUUUGACCGUGUUGGAUAAUACAAUCUGAUUAACCGUUUCUCUCUAUAUUUAUCUAUACGUAUAUAUUUUUAUGGUUUUUUUCUCUUUCUCUCUAUCUCUAUCUCUCUCUCUCUCUCUCUCUCUCUCUCUUUCUCUGAUACAUUAUGAUUCUUUUGCGACAUUUCUCUGAUCGAUAUGUACUAUGUAUUAUGAUUUCCUACAAGCAGACCUUUUCAGUUUGCCUUUUGUGUUCUUUUUUGUUUUCUCUUUCUCUCUCUCUUUCUUUCUCUACCUACCUAUCUCUCUCGCCUUCUACUUACUACUACUUAUCUGUCUCUACACACUUCUCACAAUGUCUGCAUUCUGUUUAACAAGUAAGUGCUUGCGGACUGCGAGUUUCGAUUAAUAUUUUUUCGCCCGUGUGCUUAUUAUAUUUAUAUUAUAUUACAUGCGACACCCGUGUCUUUGUGGUUGAUUACAAAUUAUCCUCCACAAAACGUAAAACGAAAUCCAGCAGCCAGUAUAUAUACUUAUAUAUUGGCGUCGAGUAAUUUGCAUCGCCAUAAUUAUUGUCACUGCGGCAGCUAUUAUCGCUCCUGUUUUUCUUUCUUUUCUCCCCUCUUGUUUUUCCUUUUCUUUUUGAAUAUCACCACUGCACCUGCUCUUUCUCUCUGUGAUCCUGUGUUGCAACAUACGAUCGCACGUAUCCGAUCGUAUCGCUUCACAACUUGUCACAAUUUCCCCUCUAUCCUCUGUGUCUCCGUCAAGCGAGACGACUGAGCUAAUGGAGCGCAUGUUCGGCACACGCUGCCAAUUCACGUGUGAACAACCGACCGAUCGACCGAUCGACCACCCUCCCACGUGGUUGGACUUGAAGUUACGGUUGCUGUUGCUGCAGCCCGUGAGCCACACACUUGACGGCUUUGGCGUCGAUGGACAUCGUUUACGACCACGACCGUUUCUGGCUGCCCGUCGUACGCUUCUCUCCUAAUUAUCUCUCCACCGUGUUGUCUUUUGUUUUAUUUUAUUUCUCUUUGUCUCUCUUUCUCACCCUCUUUUCUUCUUUUCUCUUCUUUCUGCCUCUUCGUCCCUCUCCUCUUUCUUUUCCGUUAUUUUUCUCACUUAUCCCUCUAAGGUGUUGCAUGUACAUGUAUGUGUGCGUUUGGCGCGUUCGGAGGUGCUCGUCAGCCGGCUAAGCUGCAGGUCGAGCUGUUGCGAGCCGCGCAGCUUUCGGAGUGAUACGUGAUCAGAGAUGUAAUGGCGCUAAUUGCGGUGUGUGCUAAACCCGUUGUUCCUCGAUGCAACGCCGUCCCCAGAAAUGUUAGUUAAAGUUGACUGAGGUUUCGGCGAUUCCCUCAUUUUAAUUACGGUCCCAGUUCUAGGUUCCGGUCUCGCCUUCAGUUCCGGUUCCGAUCACGUUACUGUCUCUUCUGACAAAAAAAGGAAACGCAGGAUCAGCUGGACCCCAGUUAACGUUAACUGAUGUUCAGAGGAACGGCCCGCUAAACACAUUAGCCACAUAACACUCGACAAUUUCCUUUCAUUUUUCUCUUUUUUUCGAUCUAUGUCUCGCUUUCUUGUGUGAGCAUCGUUUUUCUUUUCACAUUUCCGGCAUACGACUCGCUUCGGUCGGCCGGACCUUUUUCACUUGACACGCGUACACGCGCGGUGUACACAUCGCUUCCCUUGUGCCUCCUAUUUUUGUUUCUUUUUUUUAUUCCUUUUUUGAUUACUGCAGUGUGAGCAUUGCUGUGAUGAUUAACAAGUGAUGUACGAUGUUAUUUACCGUACCGUUGUAUAUCGAUGUGCGCGCGUAUGACAUGUAUUUUAUUACUGUUGCGUUUAACGUGCACAGUGUGUAUGUAUAUAUGUAUAUUCAUAUAUAUUGCAUUGUGCGUUCUGUAUCGAUGCGAGAGCGACAACGCUCGGACACCAAAACGACAAGUUUUUGCCAAAUUUUACUUUUUUUUUCUACAUUCAUUCCGGGAGGACGCGCCUCACCGCGCGUUCCUCGAUUGCGUUUUGGCAGUUCGAACUUUUGAUAUUCCGAUUGUCGAGUCUCACACAACUUUCCCCGUCUCACACGAUUAUACCCUUCUCAACUACUUGAAUUUUCUUUUUCCCCGCUACUCGAAUUAUGAACGAAUAUGUCAAUCGUCGACAAUACGCGUAUCUCUUUCUCAAAAUUUAAAGCAGCACUCGAUUCCAUUCGACUCUCUCAAUCUGUAUUUACUUGGACGACUGGAGUCGACGGCGAAAUGCGGAUUUUAACUUCUUUUCUCGAUAAGAGUGUCACACACGGGAGCUGCAAAAUUUAGUAAAACAGUUUUGUUCCUCUUGUCAGUCAUCUGGGCCUCUUUGGACAUACAUUAACGUGUUUUGCGUUUAUUUAGCGUUUUAACUUAAUAUUUUUCACUGUUAGCUACAUUUGGAUACUAUUGGAAGGAGAAUAGACGUAAGAAUAAUGUUCAAUGAUGGUUUAUUCUAAAUAUUUAAAAGAUUUGCUGCUACUUGAGAUCGUUUUGCACCUUCCGUUCCGAAGAUUGUGUCUGAUUAAAUGGUGUCUUUUUUCACUCGUUAAUUCCUGGUAACAUCCAGUCGAAUCUCGAAUUGCUUGCAUGACACGACACUUGAAUGCGAUGAUGUGCGCACUUUGCCGUAUUCCAUGACUCCAGUCGCACUCGGUUUUCCUCCUUUGAUCUUUCACAGAACUCUCUCGGUUGAGAGAGAAAUUACCUCUGCUCUCUUUUUGCGCUAGGACGAUUUCAGUGUGACAAGCGAUGAAAAAGCGUGAAAAAGCGAGAGAGACCCACGCGUCACGUGUCAAUUUAUUCGUCGACACGUGUGUCAUGCACGCGUAGAAGGGAAAAGAAAAAAUCUAACACACACCUACGCAUACGCGCACACAUACACGUACACACAAAACAGGCACAAAACCACGGACAAAAGUAGAGAAAAUACGUAAAGAAAAUCAUGACACAGCGAACGCCGAUGCAAUCCGCGGCAAGAAAGAGCUUCUAAUUACGCGCACGCUGAAAAAGAAAAAAAAGCCACGAAAGGAAAAAGCAAAGUAGUGUUUUAUUAGCGAAGGUGAGAAAAGCGUGAACCGAGACUGAUGGUUAUAAUUUGUGGUUUGUUAGCCAGCGGAACCCAUUCGAGAGACUGAGGUAUAACGGGGCGGCAGUUUUGCCCGCCGCCACACUUAUCCUGUCGGAGUACAAACAAGUACGUAGCUCAUGUAGAUGAUCGCCUGCCGUACACUAUAAUACGUUUUGUUAUAAUCAUCAAGAAACUCGCCAGUACGCGUGUAUACGCAUAUAUAUUUAUACCUUACUAUAUAUCGUCAUACACGACGGAUCGUCGACGUACGUAACACGUGUGCGUGCACGAUGGAACGUCUCGCCGUCUUGAGCUCUGUUUUCUUUUUCUCUCUGUCUUUCUCUUUCUCUCCCUUUAUCUGAAUAUCGAGUAUCAUCAAAUGUUUGAUACGGCGCGAUUUCGUUGAGUUGGGACUCCCGUGCGGUGAGCGCGCGAAAAUUAUCUCCACGUCCACGUUUCUGCGACGAUCGGUGACGCGAGGGAAUAGCUUUCUGCGCGUUCGCCGGCAGCCAAACUCAUCGCGAUUCCAGCGCUUCCGAUCUCUGCUCUGGAUCGCUCUGGACCGAUCCUCGAAACUGUUAAUGACGACGGAGACUCCGACUCUGAUCGCUAUUGCUCGUGUAUAAUGACAAUGAUGACGAGAACGCGACGACGAGGACGACGGCGAGGAUCGUCGUGACGCUCUCUCGUCUCCCCGAGAAGUGUCGUCGCGCGUGUUUCGGUGCGAUGUCACGGCGGCGACGAUUCGAGAUGCACGGAUUACAAUACAUUGAACGAAGUGUUACCGUCACACUAAUGUGUUUUCUUUGUGUAGCUGGGGGGUGCGGGUCGUGGUCGGUGGGCCGCGAUAUUACCCGGCAGUACCACCGGCCCGUCCGUGCUUUCUCUUUCUCAGUAGCAUAGUGUCUGAGUGUGCUGUGUGUUUCCGUGCCCCCUCCCCCUGUUCCAUCUCCUCCAUUUGUCGCCCCUUCGUAUGCAAAAAUUCCAAUGUGGUCUGUGUCGGUGUUGGGGAUACCGAUACGUAAGCAAGUGCGUCGAAAACGUAUUUCACACGUACGUCUGUACUCUAUCGGGUAUUCUCUGCGCGAAUUUUGAUGUUGAUCUACAGGAUGUAACUUUGUGGAAUGCUUCCAAAAAUAUGAGGAAAGAAUAUAUUGACAUAUGCUAUUUUGCCCGAACGACUUUAAAGAGAGGUGAUAAUGCACGUGGAGAUACAGUCAAACUUCUCUAUUAUUUUAUCUUAAAUCUGUCGUUCUGGCGUUUCUAAUUGCGAGUCAAUUGGUAACUCUCCAUAGAUUUGGAUCUUAUUUGAAACCUUUAAUUAUUUCUAAAUAUAAGAUGGCAGAAAAAUAAAUUAGAAAAAUAAUAUUUGAGCUUUUUUAAAGUUGUCUCACUGAUCAUGAUGUCAGACGAAGAUUAUAAUGAUUCCAAAAUUGUCUUUAAAAUUGCAGAAAUUUUUAGAAAUAUAUGUGGACAUUUGGAUCGAUGCAGUCUUUGUCAUAUAAGAUAUAGAUUCUUUUUAUCAUAUUUUCAUAAAUGCAAGAUAUAUACAGCUUUGACAUUUCAUGUAGUUGCACCCUACAGACGCGCGUCACGCUUACACAUCUCCGAUGCCGAUUCUGAAACGCGUUUUGCCACAGUCGCGUUUCGUAUACGUGUUCCUUUAAGAUAUACUUUUUUUUUUGGUAGCAUCGCUCACUCGUUUGUCGAUUCUUCCAUUCUUGGAUAGAUUGUGCUAGAUCGCCAACUUUCAUCAGUGCGAAUAUAACAACAAAAGCUUGGUUUUUCCCUCAAAAAACAGAAAUUCUGCUUUUUCUGCUUCUACCGGUUCCCGUAUCUAUGGGGCCUUUUCAUGGUGCAGCGAAAGCGCCAGAAAACGGCUCGUACGUCGAUUUGGACUUUUUUCUAGGUCACAGGUCGAUGUCAUAGUAACCCUUGAAAACUGAGGUAACGUGUCAGUCGUAGAUCAAUAUCUCGAUGGUGUGUCUUGUUGUGACGUAAUAGGAAGGGUUGCAAACUUGAAUGAAUUAGUAUUGCUGCAUCGUGUGCACACUAUCGUCCUCACACGUGAUGAUGUCCUUAUCUUGGUUUUGCGGACACGAGUCGUCAGAUUAUCGAAGACCGUUGUACGAAUAAAUAAAUUUCUUUGAAAAUGAAUUUCGUUCGCGGCAGAUUUAAUCGAUCCAUCAAAAAAUUUAAUUAAUUAAUAAAUUCAAUUAUAUAUGUUUUAACUCCCUUUGCGCAUUUAUUUAUGAUGUAUUUAUUAUUCAUAUCCUACAUUUCUAUGUUUGGAAUUUGUUUAACAUUUUUCCUCGGUUAUGUGCAAAAUUUCUUUCAAAUUAAAUUCUAAGUCAAUAAAUGAAUUUAAAAUGACAAGGGUCUUCUUGUGGUCUAUAAUUUAAUACAUGCCUCCAUCGUAAGUUCAGGGUGUAUAAUUAAUUUUCACUUGAUCUCUCAUGAUUCGACGCAAACCUCGACACUCUCGAUGAUCGUUCGAAGCCUCUCGUUAAUGACCGAGUCGGCAAGCGAAUGAUGACGAGAAACAACUCUUCUGUGGAUGUGCUAAAUUAUAUCAAUAGUUAUGUUAAUAUGUUAAAAUAAAUGACAGAAAUUAAUAAGAGCGUUACCGUAAAAAUUUAAUAUAAGUUUUGAUAAAGAAAUGGAAAAUGUUUUACGUUUAAAUCAUUUCACAGAAGAGAAUAACCAUCGUCGCACCAGUUUGGAUAUCCCUAUUUCCUCUUUGUUAAUGUGCGAGUGUGUGUGUAUGUGUAUGUGUGUGCGUGUGUGUGUGGUGUGCACGGUUGGCCGAUUUGUGCAUCGAUUUUAUUUUCUGUUUGCCCGAGAUCUAACACCGCCGUUGUUUCGUACCGAGUGCCAAUUAGAGGGUUUAACACAUUACACCCUUUAUGAUCGGUGUUGUUGUGAAAGAAUCUUAUAUUGAUCGAGUAUUAAUUGUCGCGCGAUUGUCGGCAUGCAUCACUCGCGAUCACGAUCGCGAAGACUCGAGGAAAGAAGCUUUUUCGCGUUCCAACAUCGAAGACGUCAUAGCCAGAUCGAAACCGACUUCGAUUCAAAAUAGGAUGUAAAGAAAAGACAUUAACUACUUACAAUCUACUCUGCAACAAUCUAAUCUAUAAUUUCCUUGUGAGAUAAUGUGUCUUUUCUUACCUGUUUUGGACGAACGAAUGGAGCUCUCAAUCCAUUUACGGCUGACCUGGCGUUGACUACUAACUUUUUCUCUCUAGACGCUAGAAAGUCUUAAACACCAAUUCCCAGGGAGGCAACGAAAAGCUGUUUCAUCUAUACUCCGACUCUCUCCGAAUUUAGCAAAAGAACAUGUCUGAUCACAGCGUAUGGAACUUGACGUAGACGUAGAAGGCGUUAAGUGUUGAUGUCACACACGUACAAACAUACAAUUUUUGAACCGGCCACAUGCGUGACCUAGCCAUCUAGCAAAGACUAUACUUAGGAAGAACAACCGAUCCACCCUGUCUCUCUGUCACGAACAUGCAUUACGUUUUGUCUUCGUUAGUGCUCCUUUGCUUUAUUUACUCGUAUUAUACACCAACGUCACCAAUCACACUAUGUCUCUCUCUGUCUAAGCUUCUGUCUUACUCCUAUUAUACUCUGUUGACACUCCAAGCCGUAGAGGAGCGGUACGAGCGUGCGAAUGCUUCGGCAGACUCGCUCGCGAACGGUUCAGGACUGUUGCGGACCAUUCCUAAUUGGGUAACUAUUGCGGAUCUGUUUGAAUUUCGCGAUGGCAUCCCCCCGCAGCCGCGAAAUCCCGCUCGUUGUCUGUUGCGCUAAAACCAAUCGCAGAGCGAUCGCUAAUGAGGGGUAGUCAUCGAUUCGGUAACCCGUUUCGUUAAAAAUGUUGCUGUAAUUAAUUUAUCGAUGAAUAUCACUAUUCAUAGAAAUUUUUAAUUAUGUUACGAUCAAAACGAGAGAUUUCAAUAUGUUGUUAAAAAUAAAAUGCGGCUUAGUAUGGAUUUUGAUGGUGUAGAGGAAGAAUUAGUCAAUUCAAUGUUAAGUUGUGCAUUUUGCGAAUAACUUUGAUAAUUUUAAUAGAUUACGUAUUUCUUUGACCGAUAUAGUAAUGAAAUUUGGACCAGAAGUUAAAAUCGAUCUUUUAAGUAUUUUAGUAAGAAUCUCUGAUGACUAUUCCAUUUUCUCUAUUAUUCUAUUUUACUUAAACAACAUUUUUAUCACUGUGACUUAAAACGGUUGAAACGAAUCAGAUUUAAGAUUAAAACUUAACUAUGAUUGAGCUGUCCCUAACAUUAAUCGACAUUCUUCAAAUCAAAUAUUGGUGGUAAAUAAACGAAAACUAAUAGUGGUAAUUAUUGCUUUAGUCUCUUUGGUCUCAUUUGCAACAGCUGAAACAGUGCGUUAUAUCGAUCUAUUCCUCGUUCGCGAUCGCACUCCAGCCAAAUAUUUAGAUUGCAAGGGAUGAUGACGCGUCCUUAACUUCUUCGUCCAAAAGACGAAGGGAGGCUCUCCCGUCUGUGAAGACGUCCGCGCGUCGUCCGCAUUCGGUUGUGUUUGGUCCCCGUUCCGACGAUCACUUCACCACGAACCCAAAAUCGCCGUGUAGGUAGGUACGCAUAAAAGUGACGUAGAUUGCGCAUGUGAUUCCGGUAAUUGAAAAUCCGUAAUUUUAGCUUGCAUUAUUCGGUGGUACAGUGAAACUGCGAAAUGUCGAAUCCCGAAAUAUUACCUUUCGUACAUCCACAAGUUGUCACUCCUGUUUAGCUCACGAAUUCGGGUGAAAUGCAACCAAGUCGACAAGCGAAGAAACUCCACGUCACAGACGUAAAAAAAGAAAAAGGGGGAAAAAAGACAACAUUCGCGAUUCAAAAAAUAUUAAGAUAAAAACACGUAAAAGAAAAGCAUCUGUCUAAUCACGUAAAACACGAGACAAUAGCACUACAGGAACAACGACAAGACCAGAGUACGCCGACAUGGUGGACACACGAUAAAAGACCAGGGACACGCCAAUAUACACGUCCGCGCGA